UUUUGGCCUAAUGCUAUUCUUUUAUUCCUGAAGGCCAGAGAUGCUGGAGGCUCCAUGGUGAUUCACACAUUUGGAGGCUAUUAUGGUCUUUCCGUGUCAUGGAUGCUCUAUCGUCCUAACUUGCACCAGAGCAGUCGUCUGCAGGGCUCUGUCUACCACUCAGAUGUCUUUGCAAUGAUUGGCACCCUGUUCCUGUGGAUGUUCUGGCCCAGCUUCAACUCAGCUAUCUGUGAUCACGGGGAUGGGCAGCACAGAGCCGUCAUCAACACUUACCUUUGUUUGGCCUCAAGUGUUCUCACCACUGUGGCCAUCUCGAGCCUCUUCCAGAAGCAUGGGAAACUAGACAUGGUUCACAUCCAGAACUCCACACUUGCUGGAGGCGUUGCAGCUGGAACAGCAGCUGAGUUCAUGCUGAUGCCCUAUGGCUGUCUUAUUGUAGGUUUCUGCUGUG
Molecule: messenger RNA, 451 nt
Organism: Haplochromis burtoni (Burton's mouthbrooder)
Lineage: Eukaryota; Metazoa; Chordata; Actinopteri; Cichliformes; Cichlidae
Product: ammonium transporter Rh type C 1-like
Exons: 3
Biological process (GO): ammonium transmembrane transport; ammonium homeostasis
Cellular component (GO): plasma membrane
Molecular function (GO): ammonium channel activity
Source: RefSeq, a predicted model, not a curated record